ACCUAAAACCAAAAAAAUUGUGAUAUCAAAAAUAACUUUUCGUUUUUCGCUAUUGUCUCUCUCUUGCAUUGGUUCAAUUGGGAUAGGACGUAAAUACUGUGACUACUAACGUGGAACUAACACAGGUUCGGAUUCCAUUCGGCAUCCUAUCGCGCAUCGGCCGAAGCGUUUCGUAAAUUGUCGUGUCGACAUUCGUGAUUCACCGGACGUAGGACGAGCACGCGGGGUGAGGCAGUAAUAGGGCUCGCGGGAGGGGGGCGCAGGGCGCGGCUGCGGGGUGCGGGACGGUGCACGCUGCAGCGCGAGGUCGUCGCUCGCUCGCACGCCGCGCUGCCAGUCGGGAGCGGGAUGCGGUGACGUAAACUGCAUCGGCGCGAGCCGCGAACGUAGUGUAGGACGGGACGUGUCGUGUUCGUAUGUGCUGUGUGCGUGCUCCGUACCACCCUGUGUGACUGAGUGUUUGUGCUGUUCUCGCUGACAACGUGCCCGCUCUUCACUACGUGGGCAGCUGCGUCUUCUUUUGCCCACCCCGGAUCUAAGGAUCUCCGAAAUGGGCGACAAAGGCGUUGCAGAUGGCACUAUACGUGUCUCCAGGGUUUUCACGGGCGGCGGAUGCUCACCUCCGGCUGGCGCUGAUGUUCAAAGCGCGGCGGCACUGGGGCUCCGCUGCGAUCCACUUCAGGAGAGCCAAACUCGCGCCACAUCAAGAUGCUACCUUCACCCGUUUGGAGCUGAGCUUCCACGCGGCUCACCUACUUGAAGCGAGAGGACUUCGCAAAUCGGCAAGAGACGCAUAUGAAAGAUUGCUGAAGGAGCCACAGCUAUCAGCGUCCUUGAAAGCAGAUGUUUGCAGACAAUUAGGUUGGCUGUACCACCGCUGCAUUUCCCUCGGCGAGACCGGCGCACGAGCACGCGCUGCUAUCUGGUGCCUGCAGCGCGCGGUGGCCGCGGAGCCAGACUCGGGCGCGGGGCUCUACCUUCUGGGGAGAUGCUACGCCGCCCAGGGCAAGGUCCAUGACGCGUUCAUCGUUUAUAGGAAUUCAGUUGAAAAAUCUGAAGGCAAUGCAGAUACAUGGUGCUCGAUAGGGGUCCUUUACCAACAGCAGAAUCAGCCCAUGGACGCCUUACAAGCCUAUAUUUGCGCUGUGCAACUAGACAAGGGCCAUUCCGCAGCCUGGACGAAUCUUGGGAGUUUGUAUGAGAGCUGUCAGAUGCCCAGGGAUGCCUUUGCGUGCUAUACCAACGGCGGAAGCGCAGCGACCGCCAAUAACGCCUCGUUGAGACAAAGACUGGCUUUUCUAAGGGCGAACUUGGCGCACGCGCCGAUGCCCUCGGUUACUGGCAAACGCCGCCAACUGCCAUCUAUCGAGGAGGCGUGGAACCUCCCGAUCUCUGCUGAGAUGUCGUCCCGGGCACCCAAGGCGGCGCCCCCGCCGUACCCCGGCGCGAGAGAUUCCCCGCCGCCGCUCACGCCGCACCAACUGCAAACGUUGCAACAUUUGCAGCGGAAUGCGCACAAUCUGUCGCCGCCGCAACAAGUAAUUAUGCAGCAACUCUUGUCGCAGUACCGGCUGGCGCAAGCCGCGAGAGCGCGUGCGGUUACUAAAAGCGAAAGCAACGCGACCGGCGGUGACAGUGCGGAGUCACUGGCCGAAGAUUUACUGAAAAGGUUUUCGGACUCGCAACCCGAUAUCAAGAAGGAACCAGUGGCCGAGAAUGCGUCCACUGCGGCCGGCAGCGAGGCCGUGCUGGGGGGCCGCCAGCCCGUCGUCAAGCUGGAACCGCUCAAGACGGACCCGCUCAAACCCGUCACCUUCAACAUCGGCAUGAGCUCCAAGCAGAUCCUCGACGCUUGCAAGGAAAAUGCCGGUGCACCCACGUCAUGGUCAGUGCUAGGCGACGGUUGCGGACCCCCUGAGCCUCCUCCUGUGCCCCCGCCACGUUUAUCCGCCGAGCAACUGGCUCCGCCGGCGCCCUUCGUUUACGUAGAAUCCAAACGCGACGCCUUCUCGCCACAACUACAAGAUUUCUGUCUGAAGCAUCCUAUCGCGGUCGUCCGUGGACUUACCGCCGCGCUGAAGCUCGACCUCGGGCUGUUCUCGACGAAGACCCUCGUGGAGGCGUGGCCCGACCACGCGGUGGAGGUGCGCACGCAGCUGAUGCAGUCGGCCGACGAGAACUGGGACCCCACGGGGCGGCGGCGCGUGUGGGCGUGCGCCUCGCACCGCUCGCACACCACCGUGCGCAAGUACGCGCAGUACCAGGCCGGCUCCUUCCACGAGUCGCUGCGCGAGGAGCGCGAGCGCGGCGCGGCGCCGCUGGCGGCCGGCGCGCUGUCCGACUCCGACGGCCGCGAGUCGGGCUCCGGGCCCGCCAAGCGGCGCCGCGGCGCGCGCAUGCUGCGCUUCGGCACCAACGUCGACCUCUCCGACGAGCGCAAGUGGCGCCCGCAGCUCACCGAGCUUCAGAAGCUGCCCGCCUUCGCGCGGGUCGCCUCCGCCGCCAACAUGCUGUCCCACGUCGGCCACGUCAUCCUCGGCAUGAACACGGUGCAGCUAUACAUGAAGGUGCCCGGCAGCCGCACGCCCGGCCACCAGGAGAACAACAACUUCUGCUCGAUCAACAUCAACAUCGGGCCCGGGGACUGCGAGUGGUUCGGCGUGCCCGACGCGUACUGGGGCGGCGUGCGCGAGCUGUGCGAGCGACACGGGCUGUCGUACCUGCACGGCUCGUGGUGGCCGGACCCCGAGGAGCUGCGCGCGCACGGCGUGCCCGUGUACCGCUUCACGCAGCGGCCCGGCGACCUCGUGUGGGUGAACGCGGGCUGCGUGCACUGGGUGCAGGCCACCGGCUGGUGCAACAACAUCGCGUGGAACGUCGGGCCGCUCACCGCCCGCCAGUACUCGCUCGCGCUCGAGCGCUACGAGUGGAACAAGGUGCAGAACUUCAAGUCGAUCGUGCCGAUGGUGCACCUGACGUGGAACCUGGCGCGCAACAUCCGCGUGUCGGACCCGCGGCUGCACCGCGCCAUGCGCACGUGCCUGCUGCAGACGCUGCGCGCGGCGGCCGGCACGCUGGCGGCCGUGCGCGCGCGCGGGCUGGCCGUGCGCUUCCACGGGCGCGCCAAGGGCGAGGCGUCGCACUACUGCGGCGUGUGCGAGCGCGAGGUGUGGCACGCGCUGCUGGUGCGCGAGCACGAGCGCCGGCACGUGGUGCACUGCCUGGCGUGCGCGCGCCGCGCCGCGCCCGCGCUGGCCGGCUUCCUGUGCCUGGAGGAGCACCACGUGGACGAGCUGGCGCACGUGUACGACAGCUUCACGCUGCACCGGCCCGCGCCGCCGCCGCUGGCGCCGCUGCCGCCGCCCGCCACGCCCGACUGAGCGACCGCCUCCAUUUGUUGCGUGACAGAGUGUAUAUUUUCAGGUGAGAGCGAGGUGUUUAUUGCGUUCGAUUCGUCGAGUCGUGACCGGGCGGUGGCCGUCGUGUGUAAGAAUAGUUUAAUUUAUUCGUAGGUUUUCAUUGGCACUUCGCGUUUCCGUUGCAGUAUUAGACGCUAGCUAGUUCGGCUUUUUUAGAGUUUCGGAGGUUUUAGAGUCGUUGACCAAGUUUAACCGUAAGAGUUACGAGAUCGCGAUCUAUUUUUAAUACGACGCGUAAUAUUAAAUUGUCUGACGAAAUAUUUUGAUGAUGAAAUGUAAUUUUGUAAUGUGAGUAUUUUUACAAUAGCCAUUAUAAUCUAUAUACACUUGCUCCUCGAUCACUUUUGUAAUUGUUGAGAUAUUGAUAAAAUUGAAGUCAAUUGUUGAAUAUUAAGCCGAUUUUGUACGCGAUUAAGAUGUAAUUCAGCGCCGGCAUUCACUAUGCCUGUACAACAGUAGUGUAGCGAAGGCGGCGGUGGCUUUAGAACCGCGCCCAGGUGUUCACCAUGAUAUAAAUGUGUUAUUUUUGUAUAGAGUCAUAUUUAUUUAUUUUUUUCUGUGACGCCUUUAGUUUCACUAAGUAGUUUCCUAGUAAAUAGUAGAGUAAGGACGCACGGAUUGAGACUCUGCGUUUUAGCAGAGUCUGGUGAACAGUGCUGCAUUGUCCCAAAGAAUGUUAUACUCGUGUAGGCAAAUUACUGAUAGAAAUUGUAUGAAACGUUUUUCUAAGGCUACACAUUUGUUACGAUGUCUGGUAAAUAUCGGAAUGCAUUCCAUCAACAAUAAGACUUCUAUUGAAGUUAUUUUCGGGCUGAAAUGAUCUGAUAGCCGUUGCAAAUAUGUGGCCUCGUCUCAUUACUGUGCCUAAAUUUUGUUUGGGAUUUGACAUUUGAAUAAUCUGUUAUCUAAAUUGAAUGUGUUCUUUCGUCUGAUAAUGUAAAAUAAAUUAGUCAUUAUAGAAAAAUGUUUCUUGGAUUGGUGUAAUUAGUUGGAUUAGGCGUUGAAGUAAGCUCAUGUUUGGCAGACGAAGGCGACUCUCUCUUGACACUAUUGUUUGUUAUUUAUCUUGAAGAUUUAUUGAUGUUUUGUAGCAGGUUUGCAACACAAAUCUUAUACUUUUCGGACCAAUAAUAAUGUUAAAAUCAAAUAUAAGUUCUUGAAUUAAGUUGUAAUAUGAAAAUGUAAAGACAUUUUGCAUAAUUUUGGACCACGAGAAUCGUGUAACGUUUGUGUUUUGUGGAACCUGUUUAGUGAGAUUUCAAUGUUGGUUAUAUUGCUUUCUAGAGUGUCAAGAGUGUGUCUGGUUGGCAAAGAGGAAGGAUUGUUUGGAUUUGUAUAGCGAAUGCAGAUAAUUUUAAGUAUAACUUAUGACAUCACUGCCAUGUAUUGACCUUACUGUUUAUACUGUAAUAUUAAAUUUUUAAUAAAGAAAGUAAGGUACGAAUAUUUAU
Messenger RNA from Amyelois transitella, 4870 nucleotides. RefSeq names its product lysine-specific demethylase 6A (gene Utx). Gene Ontology annotation, cellular component: MLL3/4 complex. The coding region runs from base 573 to 3380 and encodes 935 amino acids. Gene Ontology annotation, biological process: regulation of gene expression. The record is from RefSeq and is a predicted model, not a curated record. Gene Ontology annotation, molecular function: chromatin DNA binding; RNA polymerase II cis-regulatory region sequence-specific DNA binding; protein binding. The transcript has 9 exons. NCBI's taxonomy places the organism in Eukaryota, Metazoa, Arthropoda, Insecta, Lepidoptera, Pyralidae.